AAAAAAUUAAAAAUAGAGGAAAUGGGGAAGAGAGAAGACAUAGGGAACUCCGCCGGAGAGAAAGAAGCCGCCAAACGCUAAUCCUGCGAUAAAAGGGUCUCCUUCCCUUCCCCAUUUCGUUUCAUCCACCGCCCGUUUUAACUCCCCGUCGCCUUGUUCUAGGGUUUCCAUUUCCUCGCGAGAGGAGAGAGAGAAGGGGGCUAAUGGCGUUCUCGACGCUCGUCCGAUCUGCGACGCCCUUGAUCGGUGGAUCGCGCGGCUGCUUCCCUUCCGAUUCCGGAGCUCAGGCUCGCGAGUCGUUUAAGAUAUCUUGCGUCAGAAGUUCAAUUUCAGCACAGAUCCGUUCAAGUAUUUUUGGUUUAGCUCUUUCUUCUGCGGAAUCAUCAUUGUCACAGAAACCUAGUGCUCGGAGCAUUCAGCCAAUUAAAGCUACAGCUACCGAGGCCCCUCCAGUGGUUCCAAGGUCGUCAACUGGUGGCAAGACAAAGGUUGGCAUAAAUGGUUUUGGGCGGAUUGGAAGGCUAGUAUUGCGCAUGGCAACUAGCAGAGAUGAUAUUGAAGUAGUAGCAGUUAAUGAUCCUUUCAUUGAUGCCAAGUACAUGGCAUACAUGUUUAAGUAUGAUUCGACACAUGGAAUAUUCAAGGGAACCAUUAGGGUUGUGGACGAGUCCACAUUAGAAAUCAAUGGGAAAAGAAUUGCAAUCACAAGCAAAAGAGAUCCAGCAGAGAUUCCUUGGGGUGAUUUUGGAGCAGAAUACGUUGUUGAAUCUUCUGGUGUUUUUACGACAAUGGAUAAGGCAUCAGCUCACUUGAAGGGUGGUGCCAAAAAAGUGGUAAUAUCAGCUCCAUCAGCUGAUGCUCCUAUGUUUGUGGUUGGAGUAAAUGAGAAAACAUAUAACCCAGACAUGAAUAUUGUUUCUAAUGCUAGCUGUACAACCAACUGUCUUGCUCCUUUAGCCAAGGUUGUCCAUGAGGAGUUUGGUAUUGUUGAAGGCCUUAUGACAACCGUUCAUGCUACAACAGCAACACAGAAGACUGUUGAUGGUCCAUCAAUGAAAGAUUGGCGAGGAGGGCGUGGGGCUGGUCAAAAUAUCAUCCCCAGUUCAACAGGUGCAGCAAAGGCUGUUGGUAAAGUUCUUCCAGCGCUCAAUGGGAAACUUACCGGGAUGGCUUUCCGAGUUCCAACACCAAAUGUUUCUGUUGUGGACUUAACCUGCCGACUUGAGAAAAGUGCUUCAUAUGAUGAUGUCAAAGCCGCCAUUAAGUUUGCAUCAGAAGGCCGACUGAAAGGCAUACUUGGGUACACUGAUGAGGAUGUCGUUUCCAAUGAUUUUGUUGGUGACUCGAGGUCAAGUAUAUUUGAUGCAAAGGCCGGUAUUGGAUUAAGUGCUUCCUUUAUGAAGCUUGUCUCCUGGUAUGACAAUGAAUGGGGCUACAGUAACCGAGUUCUGGACUUGAUUGGACACAUGGCCCUGGUCGGUGCCCGCUAUUGAGGAUGAAGGAAUCCAGCGGGUUGCUGCUGUCCACGCGUGGGGGAUCUUUCAAGCAGAGUAGAUUUUGUAAUGCUUCAAUUUUGACGGGGCUGUCCUGUUUUCUAGUCCCGGUAUUGGAAAUAAUGCGCAAUACUUCAGAUUAAAUUUGUAUUGGGACCAGUUACAUUAAUUUUUAAAAGGGAAGUAGUAGUUUCAUCUCUUGUAGGGUGUAAGAUUACCACUGAUGAUGUUUUAUUUCCUGAGAUUGUCUCGUGCGUGUUUUUAAAAAAUGUGCCUAAUGUCAAGAUCCUAUUCAUUCUUAUUGCAC
This is a messenger RNA of Elaeis guineensis (African oil palm), 1800 nucleotides long. Its product is annotated as glyceraldehyde-3-phosphate dehydrogenase GAPCP2, chloroplastic. Gene Ontology annotation, molecular function: glyceraldehyde-3-phosphate dehydrogenase (NAD+) (phosphorylating) activity; NADP binding; NAD binding. Gene Ontology annotation, cellular component: cytosol. The record is from RefSeq and is a predicted model, not a curated record. Gene Ontology annotation, biological process: glucose metabolic process; glycolytic process. NCBI's taxonomy places the organism in Eukaryota, Viridiplantae, Streptophyta, Magnoliopsida, Arecales, Arecaceae.